This is a messenger RNA of Vidua chalybeata, 5192 nucleotides long. RefSeq names its product sperm associated antigen 5 (gene SPAG5). Gene Ontology annotation, biological process: regulation of attachment of spindle microtubules to kinetochore; cell division. The transcript has 23 exons. The record is from RefSeq and is a predicted model, not a curated record. Lineage: Eukaryota; Metazoa; Chordata; Aves; Passeriformes; Viduidae. The coding region runs from base 299 to 5122 and encodes 1607 amino acids.
GCGCGGCGCAGCCAAUCAGAGCCGCGCGUGGUUUUCAAAUUGGCGGCGCGCGGGUGGCGGCGGGACCCGACCGGGAACCAGGGCCGAGACCGAGCCCAAACCCGGCGGGACCCGACCGGGAACCAGGGCCGAGACCGAGCCCAAACGCGGCGGGACCGGACCGGACCGGACCGGGAACCAGGGCCGAGACCGAGCCCAGCUCGGUGGGCCCGAAACCCAGACCGGGAGCGGGGCCGAGACUGAGAGCUACCGCAGCUGUAGUCUAGACCGGGAGCGGAACCAGGAGCAUUGCCGGGCCAUGCAGCGCGCCACGAUCCCCGCCGCGCAGAAGCGGCCCCGGCGCACCCCACUGCUGCAGCUGCAGUCGGACGCUGACCGGACCGGCCUGACCCCCCUGCUCCGCCGGCUGCGGCUCAAGGACCAUGACUGUGCCACCUCAGUGUCCUGUGCCCAGGGCCCCUGCAGCAGUGUCACCACGAGGCCUUGCACCCCAGGACCCCCACGAAGUGCUACCCUGGGCCCCCCCAGCAGCACCACCCUAGUGCCUGGCAUCUUGGAGCCCUCCAGCAGCACCACUUUGGAGUCCCCCAGGACCUCCACCCGUGACCUCAGGACUCCCAUCGUUAAGCCUGGUGCCUCUGAGGCCCCCAGCAAUGCCACCCUUAUUCCUGGUGCCUUGGAGACCUCUAGCAGCACCAGCCCAGAGGCCACUGGCAGUCCUGUCCCAGUGUCCAGCACACCAGAGCUCCCUGACAACACCAUGCAAGCCCCUCUGUGCAGUCCAGUCCUGGGGCCCAGCACUCAGGAGCCCCCCAGCAGCACUGUGCCAGCCUCUGUGUGCAGCUCCAUCCCUGUGCCCAGCACUCAGGAGCCCCCCAGCAGCACUGUGCCAGCCUCUGUGUGCAGCUCCAUCCCUGUGCCCAGCACUCAGGAGCCCCCCAGCAGCACUGUGCCAGCCUCUGUGUGCAGCUCCAUCCCUGUGCCCAGCACUCAGGAGCCCCCCAGCAGCACUGUGCCAGCCUCUGUGUGCAGCUCCAUCCCGGUGCCCAGCAACUCAGAGCCCCCUAGCAGCAUCGUGCCAGCCUCUGUGUGCAGCUCCAUCCCGGUGCCCAGCAUCUCAGAGCCCCCUAGCAGCACCAUCCCAGCCCCUCUGUGCAGUCCAGUCCUGGGGCCCAGCACCCCAGAGCCCUCCAGCAGCAUCGUGCCAGCCCCUCUGUGCAGUCCAGUCCUGGGGCCCAGCACCCCAGAGCCCUCCAGCAGCAUCGUGCCAGCCCCUCUGUGCAGUCCAGUCCUGGGGCCCAGCACCCCAGAGCCCUCCAGCAGCAUCGUGCCAGCCUCUGUGUGCAGCUCCAUCCCGGUGUCCAGCACCCCAGAGCCUUCCAGCAGCAUCAUUCCAGUCUCCCUGUGCAGCUCCAUCCCAGUGUCCAGCACCCCAAAGCCCUCCAACAACACUGUGCCAGUUUCCCUGUGCAGCUCCAUCCCUGUGCCCAGCACCCCAGAGCCCUCCAGCAGCACCAUUCCAGAUCCCCUGUGCAGCUCUAUCCUAGGAUGCAGCAGUCCAGAGUGCCCUGGCAGCACUGUGCCAGUUUCCUUGUGCAGCUCCAUCCCUGUGGCCAGCAUCUUGGAGUCCCCUGGCAGCCCCAUGUGCAGCCUUGUCCUGGGGCCCUGCACUCUGGAAUCCCCUGGCAGCACCACUCCAGGGCUCCCCAACAUUAUUAGCUCAGUGUCUUGCAACCCAAACUCUCCAGGCACCGCUGUUCUACACCCCUGCAGCUCUGGGUCCCCUGGCAAUGCCAGCACAGCCUCCUGCACCCCAGGGCCCCCUGGCACCAGCUCCACUCUGCAGAAGACUCCUUUCCAUAGGUGGCGAGCAGCACCUCCAGACUUUUCCUGCAGCUCUGACCCCCCAUCUGCAAAAGGGAGUGCUUAUCAUCUGCAUUGCCAAGGCACCCCUGAGGGAGCCGAGUUCCCUGCCCCUGUCCCCCCAGAACAGAGCCCACCUGGCCUCCCUCCCAUCGACGCAAGUGGGUUGGAGCCUGCUGAGUCAGAAGCCACUGUCACCCCUGUCACCUUGCCUGAAUCGACCCUGGGUGCUGUGUCCUGGACGUUACCACUGGUGUGGCUGGAGAAGACCCUCAACUCCUCGUUCCUGGUGGAAUCCCUGCGGCACAGCCUGCCCCUCCGCAAGCCACAGCAGGAUGCCAGCAGCAGUGUCACGCCUGUGCACACUGCGGUCUCCAGCACCAGCACGACCCCUAUGCCAAAUGUGGUCGCUGGCACCAGCACGACCCCUGUGUCCACUGAGGUCACUGGCACCAGCACGACCCCUGUGUCCACUGAGGUCACUGGCACCAGCACGACCCCUGUGCCCACUGCAGUCACAGGCACCAGCACAACCCCAGUGCCCACUGUGGUCACUGGCAUCAGCACGACCCCUGUGUCCACUGCGGUCACUGGCACCAGCAUGACCCCAGUGCACACCAUGGUCACUGGCACCAGCGUGACCCCAGUGCCCACUGUGGUUGCUGCCACCAGCACAACCCCUGUGUCCACUGUGGUCACUGGCACCAGCGUGACCCCAGUGCCCACUGCGGUUGCUGGCACCAACACAACACCAGUGCCCACCAGAGCCAUUGGAACCAGCAUAACGCCAGUGCCCACUAUGGCCACGGGCACCAGCAUGACCCCAGUGCUCUCCAUGGCAACCAGCACCUUCAUGACACCUCAGGACAUGCGGGAGAGGAGCAUGAACACAUCCAGCGGAAGCUUCCCCUGUGCCAAGGACAGCGCUGCGGAAACAGACUCCCUGCUCUGGCACUGUCCCCGGGAGCAGCUGAAGACCCUGCCACGGGCAGAGCUGGAGGGGAGGCUGGAGAGCACCCUCAUCAUCAUGGAAGCCCUCUCGCUGCAGAUACGUGACUGGCAGAACAGCCAGCGGCUGUGGCCUGGCGUGGGGCUGGCCAAGCAGAGGGACGCGUUCACACAGACUGACACCACCCACCCUGAAGGGAGCAUCUGGAGCAGCCCCCUGUUCCAGGGUCUUGCGGGUGCUGCUUUUCAGAGCUUGCAGGAUGAGCAGGGAGUUCUCGUGCAGAAGCGGGAGCAGGAAAGGACCCUGGUGUCCCAGUCCCAGGCUGUGCUUGAGACUGCUCCCAGCAAGGUGCAGAGCUGCCUGGAAAAGCGGGAUGCCAUCAGGCAGCGAGUGGAUGAAGCCCUACGAGCCGAGCAGGGAUAUCUCUUCCUGGAGGCUUUCUGUGCCCAUGCCAGCGCCCAGAUCAGUGCCCGUGACCAGAGCCUGGCCUCCCAGCAAGAGCUGAGCACGCUGCUGGCCCAUGCCAUGAGCCUGCAGGCAUCCCUGUCUGCUGAGACGCAGUCUUUUCGGGAAUUCUUAGAUGUCACCUUUGAAAAUCUGCAGAAGGAAAGGAAGGCCAUGGAUGAGGAGCGGGAGCAGACAAGUGCCCUGGCGUCCCAGUCCCAUGCCCUGUUGAAGCGUGUGCACGACAAGCUGCAGAGCUGCCUGGAGGAGCUGGCUGCCACAAAGAAACAAGCAGAGGAAGCUCUUCAAGCCAAGGAGGAGGCAUCCUGCCAGCUGGAGCAGACCUUGGUGACCCUGAAGGACACACAGGCUCAGCUGGAGCAGCUGACAAUGGACAACUCACUCCUGGACAAAGAGCUGAUCUCCAUGGGGAUAAAUCUGACUAGCAUGGAGCAGGAGCGGGAUGCACUGCAGCAGGAGAAUGAGAAGCAGUGGGAGGAGAUGGCCCAGCUGGCGCAGGAGAGGAACUCCCUGAAGCAGCAGUGCAAGGAGCUGUGCCAGGAUCUGCAGGAGGCCAACGAGUGGAGGGAGUUCCUGGAUCAGGAGAACCAAGUGUGCCGCACACAGGUGGUGGAGGUGGAGGCCAGACUGAACUCCACGCUGGCCAAGCUGCAGGAGCGUGUCCUGCAGCAUGAGGAGCUGAUGGAGUCCCACCAACAUUUGCGGGAAGAGCAGGCUGCCCUCAGCAAGGAGCUGGACAGCACCAAGGCUGAGCUCCUCAGCUUGCAGACAAAGAGGGACAAAGUUUCUUGGUGCUCCAUGGACAUUAUGGAGAGCAAGAUGUGGUUGCAGGAGCUUGCUGACUGCCUCAAGGCUGCUCUGGAAGAGCAGGAUGAUGAUGAUGAUGCUCCAUCGAGAAGCAAAGCCUGGACCCCAGGCCCCCGGACCCUGGGCUGGCAGACCCCACGCCGUGCCUGGACCCCAGCCUUCCACACCCCGGUGUGCCGCAUCCCGCACCGUGCUGGCAGCUCCUUCGUGGGCAGCGUCCUGAAAGCUGUGGCAGGGAAAGAUGCCAAUGAAACCACCAGAAGUGGGAGUACAAUUGCCAAGGACAAACAUGCAUCUGUGCCAAAGCCAAUAGAUCCCGAGGACGCUCUGCUGGAGAGUGUGAAGGAGCUGAGAGCUGUGGUCUCCAACCUUGCCAUGCUGAGCUCCCGCAUCCAGGAACUGGAGCAGAGCAAGUUCAGGGCACUGCAGAUGGAGAUCUCUGACCUGCAGCGCUGCCUGGAGACAAUGACAGCUGAGAGCCAGGAGAAGGUGGAUGCCCAAGCUGCCACCAUUGCCAAGCUGAACAAGGCACUGAGGACCAAGGUUGAGAAUGAGAAGGAGCUGCAGGACGUGGUGAAACAGCAGGAAGAGAAGAUGAUGCAACUCAUCGACAAGAGUGGGGAAGUCACGAGGCUGAAGACAGAAGUCUCUGAGCUGCACCGCUUGCUCCAGCGCGCAGAGACAGAGGCCAAGGUGCUGUGGGAGGAGGUGAGGGGCAAGGAGCACCAGGUGGACACUGCCAAACUCCAGGAGCGGGUCAUGCUGCGGCGGGAGGUGGAUAAACUGCGGCUGCUGUUCGUGGAAAAAGACGCUGAGAACAAGCGGCUCACCAACAAGUACCUGGAGCAGGUCCGAGGGCUGGAGAUGGAGCUCCAUCAUACUCAGAAAAUGGUGAGGACUCACGAGGAGAUGCAGGAGAAGAUAAAAGAGGUCCUGUCUGCUGUCCCUGAGGUGGCUCUGUGUUGCCAGGAGCUCCAGAGCCUGAUGCACUGCCUGGGCCUGAAGCCAGCCAGCAAGGAAGUUGCUGAGCUGCUGUAGCCUGUAGCCUGAAACCUUUCCUGUUGUUAAUGUUGUAAUUAUUUAUUCAAUAAAGUUGUGUUGGCUUAUA